Messenger RNA from Hevea brasiliensis (rubber tree), 1653 nucleotides. RefSeq lists its product as uncharacterized. The transcript has 12 exons. The record is from RefSeq and is a predicted model, not a curated record. The coding region runs from base 111 to 1271 and encodes 386 amino acids. Gene Ontology annotation, biological process: glycerophospholipid biosynthetic process. Lineage: Eukaryota; Viridiplantae; Streptophyta; Magnoliopsida; Malpighiales; Euphorbiaceae. Gene Ontology annotation, cellular component: mitochondrion.
AAAAAAAAAAAGCAGCAGCAACAAAACUACACUUCCCAGAAAGCUUAUUGGUCGUUGAUUUUGAAGCCAGUGGUGGUCGUGGAGGAGAUCAGCUGAGGGAAGGCCGGAGAAUGAGACUCCCAAUCAUAGCAAAGGCUUUACAGAACCGAAAUAGAAAUCAACUUCCACCACCGCUACUCUUCUCCGCGUUUUCACGCUCUUUCUCGCAGUUUCUCUCACAGUCUCAGCUACCUUCUUUUGGCAUCGCGUUUGAUAUCGAUGGCGUCCUUCUUCGAGGCGAAUCUCCCAUCGGCGGCUCUCCUCAAGCGCUCAAACGAUUAUACGAUUCCUCCGGUGCUUUGAGGAUUCCUUACAUUUUCUUGACCAAUGGAGGUGGUUUUCCCGAAUCUAAAAGAGCCUUGGAGUUGAGCAAACUUCUAGGUGUGGAUAUUUCACCAUUGCAGGUUGUACAGGGCCAUACACCUUUUAAACAGCUGGUGAAUAGAUUUGAGAAUGAAUUUGUUGUUGCUGUGGGAAAAGGAGAACCUGCUGCUGUGAUGGCUGAAUAUGGAUUUAAAAAUGUUCUCUCAAUUGAUGAGUAUGCAUCUUAUUUUGAUGGCAUUGAUCCACUUGCACAAUAUAAGACAUGGACAACUAAGCAGGAUGCUAAACAGAGUAGUACUUUAGAGCAGAUGAGGACAAGAGACAGUGUCCACUCACAGAGAGUUCAGGCGACAUUUAUUGUCAGUGAUUCUGUUGACUGGAGCAGAGACAUUCAGGUUCUGUCCGACAUUUUAAGAACUGGAGGUCUUCCUGGAAGGGAGAUAGGACACCAACCACACCUGUAUUUUGCAAAUGAUGACCUUGCAUACCAGGCUACUUUUCCUUCAGAACGCCUUGGCAUGGGAGCUUUCCGAAUUGCAUUAGAAUCUGUCUUCAAUAGUAUUCACCCUAAUGCUCUGGAGUAUACAUCUUUUGGAAAGCCAAAUCCAUUUGUAUUCAGGAAUGCUGAAACUGUCCUAAAGCAACUUGUUCCAUCAAUUCAUUGUGGCACCAAUCCUGUGGAUCAUGUGAAUGCUGGAACUCAUCAUUUCAAGAAACUAUUUAUGAUAGGAGAUAAUCCUUCAGUUGAUAUUAGAGGUGCACGACAGGCUGGACAUCCCUGGUUUUCAAUCUUGACAAGGACAGGAGUUUUCAAGGGAACAGAAAAUCACACUGAGUUUCCAGCAGAUUUGGUUGUUAACGCCGUGGAAGACGCUGUGGAGUAUGUUCUGAGUAAGGAGCGUACCUAAAUCUGCAAGGGCUUUUAACAAACUUUUUACUUUUUGGAACGUAGGCAUUCAUUUUCACACCAAAAAAAAGGGGAGCAUGGAGGGUAGAGCCUGGUAAUGUCAUCUGUUUGGAUAAAGGAUGACAGGUUUAAGCUCAAUUAAUUGUUUACCUCAUGCAUAUAUAUUAGUUUUUAAUGCCAUUAAUAUGCGACUGGUAUACUGUAUUUGCUAGUUGGUAGGUGAAGCUGAAUGUGGCUAGUAGAGUCCAUAUAAAGUGCAUGACCGCAUGUGCUUCACUUUUUGGCUUUUAGCUUACAUGAAAAAUUGCUUAAGACAUGAAGGAAAUCAGCAUUGUUACAAAUAUUGAAUAAACCAUAUGGCAACAAAACUUUAGCUUGUUUCA